Molecule: messenger RNA, 1128 nt
Organism: Xenia sp. Carnegie-2017
Lineage: Eukaryota; Metazoa; Cnidaria; Anthozoa; Malacalcyonacea; Xeniidae
Product: galanin receptor 2b-like
Exons: 3
Coding region: 373-1128 (251 amino acids)
Biological process (GO): G protein-coupled receptor signaling pathway
Cellular component (GO): membrane
Molecular function (GO): G protein-coupled receptor activity
Source: RefSeq, a predicted model, not a curated record
AUUUUAUCAAUGAUGACAGUAAACAUCACAAAUACAACUGAGACAACAUUCGAGAUAUGUCAAUUGCCUCAAGUUUACUACGUCAUUGUGGCUGUGAUUGGUUCGUUUGCAUUUCUUCUUAAUGCUACUUUGCUGUUUGUAUUGUGGAAAAAUAAGUCGCCAACGUUUAGACAGGGAACAAGUUAUGUCAUUGGGAAUCUUGCAUUAGCUGACAGUUUGACAGGUACGUGUUUUUACGUAAGUUUGCUCAUUAAAUAACCUGUUCACUGUCCACUAAAAAUGUCACUUGAGAUAUUUUCGUCACGAAAAAAUAGUUGAACACUUUUACUCAUUCCAGGUGUCGCAAUAAUAAUUUUUGCUUCAUGUAACAGCAUGCUCGUAAAAUUUCAACUGUCAAUGAUCUGGACGACAAUUGAAGCAUCACUGAUGAGUUUGGUAUUCCUUUCAAUUGAAAGAGUCAUUGCUGUGUGCUAUCCUCUCACAUGCAAAAUUAUCGUGUCAGUAAAAAGGACUAUUGUUACAUUGUGCGUUAUCUGGAUCUUUGCAUUUUCUUGUGGAGUUUUUAUUACUUUAGAUGUAUUUAAAACUCAGUUCGCACUGACAAUUGUAUUCGAAGUUUUAUUUCUCAUCUAUCUGUCUGGACAAAAUGAUGAACAUGCAACGGGGUUAUGGGUUGGGUACAAGAAACAUUAUGCACAGUUUUAUGUGUGUGUUUUCAUUGAAGUCAGCGCAACAAAUUCCAUCAUUAUACAUUUCUACGUCCUUUGGGCAUUAAGACGUGGAGCAAAACAACGCUUUCAAAUGACCGAGGAUCCGCAACAGUCGCAAGCUUUUUUGAAAGAGAAUGUUGCUCACAAGAAAGUCACAACUGUCGUCACCAUUCUUCUGGUCGUGUUAAUCAUAACAUGUGCUCCAUAUCUUGUAUGCACUCAAAUGCUUAUAGUUAAUUUUACUUUUGACAAAACGCUUCAUCAAAAAGUUAAUGUCCAUAUCUUUAGCAUCAUCUAUGAUUACUCCGUCGCUUUCAUGUACAUCAAUUUCCUGUGCAACUCAAUAAUUUACGCAUGGCGUUUACGUAUGUACAGAAAAGCAUUUUUUAGCUUAGUAGGUCGUAGUAUAAGUUUGUAA